AUGGCUAUUUUCGCUGACCCUCCAAUGGAUUCAAGUGAAAAAGAGGAAUAUCCACGGCUUAAACACGCGGCUCAAAGUUUCGUAAAAUGGUACACUCGGCUCGUAGCCGAUUUGAGGUUCUCGCUUACGGUUGUACUAGUUUGGAUCGUAUUUGUGGCUGGAGCUAUAGUGGGCUCGUCUUAUUCGACUGUGGAUCUCACAUCUCACAAAGUAUUCCUACCGGAUUCGAAGCUGCUAGAGCUGUUCAGCGAAUUCGUCAAUUACAAAGAUGCACUUCGAGACGAGCUGGGAGAGGAUCCAAGUGCCGGAACACUGGCCGCAUUCCUUCACUGGCCUGAAUAUUCCUACUAUAAUGGCUUCAUUAAACGAAGGAACGCUUCAGAUCCAGAAAAGGUUGAGCAGUUCAUGUUUGUCACUGGCUAUCGCGGAGCUCAGCUGAUAUCGUGGCAAGAAAAGAGACGUUUAUUGUAUUCACUGCGACGCGAGGUCGAUCGAUACGCAAAGUACGUUCCUCUGUUAGCAAUGUUGGGAUUCGUUAAAGAGAAAAAUACGUUAAAAUUUGCAGACGAUCCCAGUUAUCACUUGGCAGACAGGGCUGGCAACGUUCGUGUGCGUGAUAGUCGUGUAUUCGGCUACAUGUCGUUGUUUGGUACGACACUCGACCCAAUAGUGAUGUCCAUUUUAAUCAUGUGUGUCGGAUUCAGCGUCGAUAUACCGGCCCAUGUGUCGUUCCAUUUCCACGCAUCGAGAUCACAAGUAAUUAAACGGUCAAAUUGCUCAACUAUAAACUCUAAUGGUGGAGAGGUCUCUGUGAAUGAAGAUGGUGAAGAAUCGUGCUUCAAAUCAAAGCGGGAUUAUCCACAAUUCUAUGUGCGCUACCGCUUUGCUUUCGUGCCAUUAUACAUGGCUCAGGGAUUUUCUACGGCAAUGUUGCUGUGCAUAUCAUUUUCUAUGAUUCAUGGCGUCGUCAUUCUACCCGCUAUGUUCUGCCUCUAUGAUCGAGCCUCCAUCGCCAUACGAAAGUGGAUCUCAACCAGUCGAAGAAAGAAGCGUUGUGUACCAGCGUAG
Ostertagia ostertagi is the source of this 1068-nucleotide messenger RNA. NCBI's taxonomy places the organism in Eukaryota, Metazoa, Nematoda, Chromadorea, Rhabditida, Trichostrongylidae. The record is from the annotation of a GenBank genome assembly.